Pseudophryne corroboree (corroboree frog) is the source of this 4275-nucleotide messenger RNA. Its product is annotated as oocyte zinc finger protein XlCOF6-like. Lineage: Eukaryota; Metazoa; Chordata; Amphibia; Anura; Myobatrachidae. The coding region runs from base 140 to 2260 and encodes 706 amino acids. The record is from RefSeq and is a predicted model, not a curated record. The transcript is spliced from 8 exons.
CGCCUUCCUUCUAUCUUUCCCACAAGGCAGCAGGAGCAGAGAGCAGCCAUUGCUGUGUCUGGCAGCAGACUCUCCAGCUGUGAGGAACCAGAGUCUUUAUUACACGUCACACGUUCUGUAUUCUCAUCUAUCACAAAGCAUGGACAUGGACGGAAGUCACAGGACUGAGAGGAUAAUAAAUAUCACCCUGGAGAUCAUCUACCUGCUGACUGGAGAGGAUUACACAGUAGUGAGGAAGACAUCCGGUGAGUAUGAGACACCCAGCAGCCGUCUCCGCGUGUCAGGGGGACUGAGCAGGACCCAGAGCCCCAUCACUGUGCCUCAACCUCACUCACUGAAACAUGAGAGACACAAUGACCAGAAAAUCCUGGAACUCGCCAACAAGAUCAUUCAGCUGCUGACUGGAGAGGAGGGGGAGUAUAUAGAGGAACACAGGGGUCUGUACAAGGACGUGAUGAUGGAGAAUCACCGUACCCUCACAUCACUGGAUGGGCCCAGUAACAGAGAUACCCCAGAGAGAUGUCCCCAUCCUCUAUAUUCCCAGGAUUGUACAGAGGAGAAUCACAGGACCCCACAGGAGGAUCAGUUAGAACACCUGUCUGAUAUUAAAACAAGAGAUACAGAGGGAGAAGAAGAGACGUAUGUGACUGAUAUGAAGGCAGUCGAUACGGAGGGAGAAGAAGAGACGUAUGUGACUGAUAUGAAGGCAGAAGAUAUAGAGGGAGAAGAAGAGACGUAUGUGACUGAUAUGAAGGCAGUAGAUACGGAGGGAGAAGAAGAGACGUAUAUGACUGAUAUGAAGGUAGUAGAUACGGAGGGAGAAGAAGAGACGUAUGUGAGGGGUGAUCAGCAGUGUAAGGAGGAUAAAAUUCCUACAGAUAUCAGCAACGAUGGACACUCAAGCAGGAAUAUCUCAGAGGGACAUCUAAUGGUAUCCCCAGAUUGUGACAUAAAAGAUAAUGACAGUAUACAGGAUUCUCCAGGAGCUAACCCCAUUACCCCAAUUAUACAUCCAGCUCUAUCAGCUGAUCCCUCUGAUCCUGGGAAAUGUUCUCCUGAUCACUCUGAUAUUGGAGCAUCUGUUACAGCUCUGAGAGUAGAUACAGUGUUUCCCUGUUCUAUAGAUGCCAAAUGUUUUACACAGAGCACAAACCUUAUUACCCAUCAACCAGCUAAGCGAGUAGAUGGCGGCACAAGCAGGAAUGCCUUGGAGGGAGAUCUCUUCUUAUAUGCAGAUACUAAAACAGAAGAUAACAUCACACAGGAUUCUCCAGGAGACAGCGCUGUUAUGCUAAAUAUACAUCCAGUACCUCACAGCGCAGAUAUAUCAUCCAAUCCCUCUAAUCGCGAGGACUGUUCUGAUGAUAACUCAGCUUUUGUUACACAUAGUGCAGCUCAUACACCUGAUAAUAUAUUUCCCUGUUCCGAGUGUGGGAAAUGUUUCACACGGAAAUCACAUCUUAUUAGACAUCAAAGAAGUCACACAGGUGAGAAGCCAUUUCCAUGCUCUGAGUGUGGGAAAUAUUUUAAACAGAAAUCAGAUCUUGUUAGACAUCAGAGACGUCACACAGGUGAGAAUCCAUUUCCAUGCUCUGAGUGUGGGAAAUGUUUUACACUGAAAUCAGAGCUGGUUAGACAUCAGAGACGUCACACAGGUGAGAAUCCAUUUCCAUGCUCUGAGUGUGGGAAAUGUUUUACACUGAAAUCAUAUCUUGUGAGACAUCAGAGAAGUCACACAGGUGAGAAGCCAUUUCCAUGCUCUGAGUGUGGGAAAUGUUUUACACUUAAAUCAUAUCUUGUGAGACAUCAGAGAAGUCACACAGGUGAGAAUCCAUAUCCAUGCUCUGACUGUGGGAAAUGUUUUACACAGAAAUCACAUCUUGUUAGACAUCAGAGAAGUCACACAGGUGAGAAGCCAUUUCCAUGCUCUGAGUGUGGGAAAUAUUUUAAACAGAAAUCAGAUCUUGUUAGACAUCAGAGAAGUCACACAGGUGAGAAGCCAUUUCCAUGCUCUGAGUGUGGGAAAUGUUUUUCACUGAAAUAUCUUAUUAUACAUCAGAGAAAUCACACAGGUGAUCGACCAUAUCCAUGCUCUGACUGUGGGAAAUCUUUUACACAGAAAUCGCAUCUUGUUAGACAUGAGAAAAUUCACACAUGUGAGAAACCAUUUUCAUGCUCUGAGUGUGGGAAAUGUUUUACACGUAAAUCACAUCUUGUUACGCAUCAGAUUUCACACAGGAGAAGCAUUACUAUGAGUUGAUACAGGGUUGAAGCAACACUCCUGUCACACACUAUUUUAACACUUUAUGUUAUCCUUCCACAGAUAAUUGGAAUGUGUGUCAUUAAUAUACGAUGACUAGAUCACCCCAGCAAAACUUUUAGUAAUUUCUCCUAUAGAUUUUUCUAUAUAUUUCCUAUAUAUGUAAUUUAGACAAGAUGUUGCCAGCACUCUCCACAGUAAUACCAGACCACAUAGCUGUUAUUUAUGGGCUAGAUGUUACCAGCACUCACCACAGUAAUACCAGACCACAUAGCUGUUAUGUAUGGGCUAGAUGUUACCAGCACUCUCCACAGUAAUACCAGGCCACAUAGCUGUUAUGUAUGGGUUACAUUGUAUGGAUUUCAGUCACACAGAUAAACGAUAAAACACAUUAUCAUCUUGUAAAAACAUUUUAUUCUGGAAACGUAUGGGUAGAAUCCAGCAAUUGCUGUUCUGGAAUGGUGGAGAAAUGGUGAAGCACGAACCACAAAGUAUUUCCUGGAGGUUAGAAAAAAAACUAUUUACUUUCUUUUCACUUUUUUGCAAUUUAUUGAAACCUAAUUAUUUUGUCAAAAAGCAAGCUAAUUAUAUUUUCUGGGGGUAAAAAUAUUGUGUGGGUCUCUACAUCAGCACCUAAUGAGCUGGCUACUUAGCUUCUAUAAAAACUAUUCCCCUCUAAUCCCUCCUAACUCAGUGCUGAAGGAGAAGGUAUCUCCCCUGUUCUCCAUAGAUGUACAGGUUGGGUAUGUGUGUCAGUGCUGAAGGAGCAGGUAUCUCCCCUCUUCUCCAUAGAUGCCCAGGUUGGGUAUGUGUGUCAGUGCGGUGUCUCUCCUUACUGGUCACAGGCUCUCUAAAGAGCAGAUACUGGUGGCUGAGAAGGCGCUGUUUUCACACAGUUCCGGACAGAUUCUGAGGUUUCAGAAGCAGGGAUGAAGGCGGGAGGCACUGCGGUAACAUCCCCAGGAGUGAGGGACAAGCCGGGUGCCCACACUCUGCCAGCAGCACAUGAAAGAUGCUAGCAGGAAGUGCAUCUUAGUCCUCUUUAUCACCCUAACAAAAGGGUAAUUGGUACGGGCAGACAUGGUCAACGUCCACCCUAGUAUAGAGGGUAACACACUAAGAUAGGUCAUCUGACCAGCUGGAACAACACUGCCAGAGCUGCAUUAACCUACAGCCACCCACACUGGAUAUGCCCAAUCUCAUCUGAUCUUGGAAACUAUGCAGUGUUGGGCCUGGUUAGUACUUGGAUGGGAGAACACCUGGGAAAACCAUGUGCAAAUACUUUUGACUAAUGGGAUCAUUGUAGGCUACUUGAUCAGAGGUAUGUGCGAGAAGCAUUGUGGAUGUUAGGAAGGUUCCUAAAUCUACUCUGUCAUUAAUGCAUGAGAGAAGAACGUUCACUGCAGGAAUGCACCUCACCCUGGAAACCCCCCUCCCCCAGCCCCCCAAACUGCACCCCAGGGACCAGAGAGUGGUAACCAGGGAGCUGCAAACAGGGGUCUUCCCAUGCAUACCAUUGCACAUGAGUUCCACAUGGCCACUAAUGUGCCGGUUUCCACAAGAACACUUCGUAGGGAGGCCCAUGCAACUCUAAUCACAAAGAAGAAUGCAGCCCAGCACUUAUGAUGGUGGUAAGACUGCAAAAACUGGACAAUGGAACAAUGGCGGCGAGUGUUAUAGGGCGAUGAUCACAGUUUCCACUUUUCAGAUCAGAUGGACGUGUUUGAGUUUGGUGACUGCCAGGAGAAGGUCUGAUACCAGAGUGUACAGUACCUGCAGUAAAUCAUGGAGGUGGUGGUGUUACGCUGUGGGGCUGUGUCAGCUGGUUUGGCAUGGGUCCACUAGUUUCCAAGAAGUAAAGAAAGAGAUACGCCCGGGCACUAUUAUUUUCGCUAAUUAGCCAAUAAUAUAAUGAUAAAUCAAGCAGCAAAAUAUUACCCUCCUAUAUGCUUGUGAAUAUAUAUUCUAUAUACUGGCUACAUGACCUGUAUAUAACAAACUGAAAAAAAAACAAA